Stegastes partitus (bicolor damselfish) is the source of this 1905-nucleotide messenger RNA. It is a transcript of the gene ankrd13b, whose product is annotated as ankyrin repeat domain 13B. The record is from RefSeq and is a predicted model, not a curated record. The transcript is spliced from 16 exons. Lineage: Eukaryota; Metazoa; Chordata; Actinopteri; Pomacentridae. Bases 1 to 1905 code for a protein of 634 amino acids. Gene Ontology annotation, molecular function: protein binding. Gene Ontology annotation, cellular component: cytoplasm.
AUGAUUUCUGCCAAGAAAACUCCGGAGAAGAGUCGUUAUCCGAUCCACUAUCUGGUGUGGCACAACAAGCACCGACAGCUGGAGAAGGAGCUGGCAGCGAAUGAGCAGACCGACCUGGAGGCUCUGGACCCUCGAGGCCGGACUCCCCUGCACCUGGCCGUCACGCUGGGACACCUGGACUGUGCCAGGGUCCUGCUGCAGCAUGGAGCUGACGUUAGCAAGGAGAACCGCAAUGGAUGGACCGUCCUUCAGGAGGCGGUGAGCACCAGAGAUCCGGAGCUGGUGCGUCUUGUGCUCCGUUACCGUGACUACCAGCGAACUGCCAAGAGACUGGCGGGCAUCCCCGUCCUGCUGGAGAGACUGCGCCAAGCCCAAGACUUCUAUGUGGAGAUGAAAUGGGAGUUUACCAGCUGGGUGCCCCUGGUGUCUCGUAUCUGCCCCAGCGACACCUACAGGGUUUGGAAGAGUGGCCAGUGCCUCCGCGUCGACACCACCCUGAUGGGCUUUGAGCAGAUGACCUGGCAGAGAGGAAACCGGAGCUUCAUCUUCAGGGGGCAAGACUCCAGCGCGGAGGUGAUGGAGGUGGACCACGACAGGCAGCUGGUGUUCUGUGAGACCUUGUGCGUCUCCAGCAACGCCGCCGGGUUGGGUCUUCUGGGGGCGGUGCAACCCAGCGACGAGCAGGUCGCGGCCAGGCUGUCUGCCCCGGUGGUGACCACUCAGCUGGACACCCGCAACAUUGCCUUUGAGAGGAAUAAGACGGGCAUCCUGGGCUGGAGGAGCGAGAAGACGGAGACGGUGAAUGGAUAUGAAGCCAAGGUGUAUGCAGCAUCCAACGUUGAGCUGAUCACCAGGACCAGAACCGACCAUCUGUCCGACCAGAACAAGAACAAGACUAAAGGUGGGAAGACUCCUCUGCAGAACUUCCUCGGGAUCGCAGAGCAGCACAUGGGACCGAACAACGGGGCCCUGGUGACCCAGAUGUCCUCCCCUGCAGUGACAAACCCUGCAGCGCUGACGGCGGAGGAAUACUUCAACCCCGGCUCGUCCCCAACUCAGAGGGACAUCGGCCACCCGUGCCAGCUCACCACCAAGACCCAGAGGUUCAAAGCCAAGCUGUGGUUGUGUGAGUCCCAUCCUCUGUCCCUAUCAGAACAAGUGGUGCCCAUCAUCGACCUCAUGGCCAUCUCCAACGCCCUGUUCGCGAAGCUGCGUGACUUCAUCACUCUGCGGCUGCCGCCCGGCUUCCCUGUCAAGAUCGAAAUCCCCCUCUACCACAUCCUCAACGCCAGGAUCACCUUCAGCAACCUGAACGGCUGCGAGGAGGGAAACGGCGUCCGUGCUGAUGGCGAGGUCGGGGUGGAGGCAGACGGACAGAGGGACACCCCCAGGACGGACACCCCGUCCCCGGGCAGCGACUCCUCCAGCGUCUCCAGCUCCAGCUCCACCAUGUCGUGUCGAGCCGGAGAGAUUCCCCCGUGUGUGUUCGAGCCGCCGCCUGGAUACACCAUGCUGGGAGGCAAACAGAGGGACAGCAUGAGGGAGGAGGAGGAAGACCUGCUGCAGUUUGCCAUCCAGCAGAGUCUGCUGGAGGCCGGCUCCGAAUACGAUCAGGUGACCAUCUGGGAGGCGCUGACCAAUAGCAAGCCGGGAACACACCCCCUGUCCUGCGACCCGAGUCGUCUGGAGAGGUCAGUGCCCAGGACCCCCCAGCACAAGCCUCGCCCCCCCUCCAGCCUCGGCUCCACGCCCUCCAAGAAACCGCCGACCCCCUGCAGCUACAACGAGCAGCUCCGCAUCGCCAUGGAGAUCUCAGCACGGGAGCAGGAGGAGGCGGAACUGCGCCGGCGGCAGGAGGAGGAGGAGCUGCAGCGCAUCAUCCAGCUGUCGCUCAUGGAGAAAUGA